Chlorocebus sabaeus (green monkey) is the source of this 1173-nucleotide messenger RNA. RefSeq names its product olfactory receptor 2AT4-like. The record is from RefSeq and is a predicted model, not a curated record. NCBI's taxonomy places the organism in Eukaryota, Metazoa, Chordata, Mammalia, Primates, Cercopithecidae. Gene Ontology annotation, cellular component: membrane. Gene Ontology annotation, molecular function: olfactory receptor activity; G protein-coupled receptor activity. Gene Ontology annotation, biological process: G protein-coupled receptor signaling pathway.
CACAUUAUUUAUAUAUUGUAGGUACUUUUUCCAUACUUGAUUUAAAAAGGAAAGAGAAUUCUGGGAUAGGAUGAAGAAUUUUGAGAUAAGAUCGAGUCCAUCAUCUAUUUAUUAUAUAGUGAUCAUUUAGUAAUUCUCCUUACAGAAUCUCUGGUUGUUUUGGCUUCCAGAUGGGCCUGGUUCCCAGGUGUUCCCAGUACUCAGCUUCAGAGCCUCCAGGUUUAACCCACCAUGGAAACAAUCACCUGUAAUGGAUCAGGGGACUCCUCAACCAUCUUCUACCUUAUGGGCAUCCCCUCUCUGCCAAAAUGCCUCUUCCUUCCUAUUUUCUUUGUCUUUCUCCUCCUCUACAUGCUCAUCCUGAUGGGUAAUGCCUUGAUCCUGGUGGCUGUGGUGGCAAAGCCCAGCCUCCACAAGCCCAUGUACUUCUUCCUAAUCAACCUCUCCACCUUGGACAUUCUUGUCACCACAACCACUGUCCCCAAGAUGCUGUCCCUAUUCUUGCUUGGGGACCGCUUCCUCAGCUUCCCUGCCUGCUUCCUGCAGAUGUACCUGUUCCACAGCUUCUCCUGCUCAGAAGCCUUCAUCCUGGUGGUCAGGGCCUAUGACCGCUAUGUGGCUAUCUGCCACCCACUGCACUACCCUGUCCUCAUGACCCCACAGACCAACACUGUCUUGGCAACCAGUGCCUGGCUCACUGCCCUCCUCCUGUCCAUCCCAGCAGUAGUAAGGACCUCCCAGAUGGCAUUUGACAGCAUUGCCUGCAUCUACCACUGCUUCUGUGACCACUUGGCUGUGGUCCAGGCCUCCUGCUCUGACACUACCCCCCAGACCUUCAUGGGCUUCUGCAUCGCCAUGGUGGUGUCCUUCCUCCCCCUUCUCCUGGUGCUUCUCUCCUAUGCCCACAUCUUGACCUCGGUGCUUCGCAUCAUCUCCCAAGAAGGACGCUCCAAAGCCUUCUCCACCUGCAGCUCCCACCUCCUGGUGGUGGGCACCUACUACUCACCCAUUGCCUUAGCCUAUGUGGUGUACAGGGCUGACCUGUCCCUCGACUUCCACAUCAUGGGCAAUGUGGUAUUUGCCAUUCUCACACCCGUUCUCAACCCUCUCAUCUACACACUGAGGAACAAGGAUGUCGAAGCAGCCAUCACCAAGAUUGCAUGUCCCCGGUAG